Molecule: messenger RNA, 4982 nt
Organism: Heterobilharzia americana
Lineage: Eukaryota; Metazoa; Platyhelminthes; Trematoda; Strigeidida; Schistosomatidae
Source: the annotation of a GenBank genome assembly
CUCACCCCUGUGCCCAUUUCGCAAGUGUUCCAAUUGCGUCUCAGCUUACUUAAGUCAUAGAGAUCGCUGAUCUUGGUUUCCACCAACCACCUCUUAGAUAUGGAUUUUUAAAAAUCGUUUGCUGUCUGAUUGGUGGUUCACAAUUACUUUAAUUUACGAUCCAACCUGAUUUUCCCUGCCCCUUUUUCACAAAAUCACAUAAAAGUAGGCUCAAGUGCUCCAUAAAUAAAUCGUUUAUCAUAAAACUGUCGAUAUUUGGAUUAUUGUCUGAAUUGCUUAGUUGGAUUAUUCUUAUUGGUUGAAUGUUUCUCUAAAUUUUCCACCCCUGCUUCGUUUGUUAUCGAUCUGUUUGCGUAUUGUUAUAUAGCAACACGUGUCACCUUGACAACGCCUAUUGCAUUUAGACUGAACUAGUUGUCCACUUAGUUUAGACUUGUUCAGCUUAUCGUUCAUUUCUGAGAACUAACAAAAGCCGUAAUUGUGAAAAAAUUAUCUUUUCUCAUGGAUGUGGAUUAUCCAGAAACAUCAUUCACGGUAAGCAAACUUAUUGAAGUGAAUUGUUUUUCACAAUAUGGUUAUUCGCAAACAUUCUAAUGGUUAUGUGUUCCAUUUUACCAAAGUUUUUCUUUUCCACUUGUAUUGUUGCCCUGACUAUACUGGUUUUAAUUGUCCAUCUGUUUUUAGGAUACCGUUGUAUAUUUUGUUAAAGAUGGCAGUCGGUCGUGAUUAAUACUUUGGGUUAGGUUAAAGUACCUUAAACUUGAUUAAAGUAAAAUCAAACUGCUCUCGUAUGAACUGUACACGUUAUUUUACAGCAGUGGUAAGGUGAAUGUAUUUCGUAUAAAGUUUACUCUGCUUUCCGAAACAUAUUAUUGCAGACUGAAGUAAACAAGUAAGAAUAUCUUUUAGAAUAAGCCAAGAUAAUUGCCAUUCAGUUAUGGAGCUAGAAUAUCUCCUCUAGCCUUAUUCAUCUUGCCUAACUCAUUUUAAGCAAGCAGGGAAAUAAAAACUAAUUAGCUGAUUUAUACAUUUCUGCCGUGUGUUACACAAAGCAUGGACUUACUUCCGUAGAAUAAGCUAGCAUACAACAACUGCAGGUUGAUACCUCUGAGAUCCCUCCUGCUUCUCUGGUUAACGGAAUUUAAGAUCAUGACUUCAAGCGGUUGAACAUCAUCUAGACAUGCGUUUAGUGGUGAAUGUACCACGACAUAUAUUUAUCAUUCAAUGUAAUCGAUUUAGAAAUGGUAUUUUGUUAUUUUUUCAUUCGAUUCACUUUCGUGAUAGUGUGCUUAGGGGUUUUAAAAUAAGAUUUAUUGUACAUCUAUUACCAUGUUAUCACUUAUUCAACUAAAUAUUGAAGCAUUUUCAAUAAAAUAGCCUUUACAUUAAAUUGCGUUCUAGUUUAUAUGCUUGUUUACGUAAUGGAUCCUAUAGUUAUAUGAAAGACUUAUCCGAGAAUACUUUUUUUGAAAUGUAUAGUCAGUAAAACAGAUAUAUAAUAUAUUCUUCUGUUGGAAAUCACCUUAGAUUCUAGUCCAAUUAAUAGAACUUUUCAUUUACCACAAAUACUGAUCAUUACUUUAUCCGAACUGACAUUACUGAUAUUCCGUAUUAUUUGUUUUGUAGGACUUUCAAGUUUUUGAACUACUUGGUCGAGGAGGAUUUGCCCAGGUAUAUCGGGCGAAGUCCAUCAUUACUGGACAAGAAGUUGCUAUUAAAAUGAUCGAUAAGAAGGGUAUGCUCCAUCAUGGAUUAGCCAAUCGUGUACGUCGUGAAGUAGAAAUCCAUAGUCGUCUGAAGCAUCCUUCCAUCUUAGAACUGUACACAUGUUUUGAAGAUGCAAAUUACGUCUACUUAGUUUUGGAAAUAUGUCAUAAUGGAGAAUUACAAACAUAUAUACGUCAAAACGGACCUGUUACAGAAGAUACUGCUCGACAUUAUCUGAAACAAUUGAUCAGUGGUCUCGUCUAUUUACAUUCACACAAUAUAAUUCACAGGGACUUGACUCUGGCAAAUCUGUUGCUGACUAAAGACAUGAAAGUUAAAAUUGCGGAUUUUGGAUUAGCCACUAAAAUUGAACCAGGUGAAGAUCAUAAGACAAUGUGUGGGACGCCAAAUUACAUCUCUCCGGAAGUUGCAAGUCACAACCAACAAGGUUUAGAAACUGAUGUAUGGUCAUUAGGUUGUAUGUUCUAUACACUAAUUGUUGGCCGUCCACCAUUUGAUACGAGAGAAGUUCGUUCUACUUUAAAUCGUGUCUUGGCUGUAGACUACGAAUUGCCACCAAGUAUUUCUACUGAAGCAGCUGAUUUGAUUAAUUCUUUACUCCGGCGUGAACCUCAAGAGCGUAUCAAAUUGAAAGCAAUUAUGCAACACCCGUUUAUAGUUAAAAAAUCCCAACCUCAACGCUAUAUGGAAACAUCAAAUGACAGUGGGAUUGAUUCUAUUUCUCGCACCCCUUUGGGAUGUCUAACUAAUAAUCUUAAAUGCCAUCAACCCAUAAAAGUUGAAUCCAAUGGAUUUACACUCCGUCCUUGUGUCGCUCCACUUUCUACAGCCAUUUCAGAUACUCAAUAUGAUACACGGACACCUUAUUGCCGAGAUCCUUCACAGCGCUUACCUCUCCCCACUAGUAGUUGUGAUGCUGUGAUCAAUGCUUAUCCAAAUAUACCACGUUCCACAAGACAACUUAAUAAUCGCCCAAAUACUCAACAAACACGUUAUUCAGACGGUGUUUUUGAACAAUCCCGGUUGGUUAUUUCACCAAUAUCAGAUCCAGAUAAUGAUAAAGUACUACUAAGUCAUCGUGGUCAACCUAUCACUUCAACUGUUAACCGGGGUCAAACCAAUUUAUCUAGUUUUUCAUUUUCUUCAAUUUCACGUCCAACUGUUACUGAACCUGUAACAACACAACGUUCUGAUUUUCUGAAUGCCACCACCAGCGUACCUAAAACCAAAGUACCAUCUGGAAGUACUGGAAAACAAUUUAAUAAUCGUCCUUUACCACUAGAUAGCCGUCGUUUGAGACCUAUGAGGACUUUCACACGUCUAGCUGUGGUCAAUAUCUUACAAGAUGAAUCUAUUUGUCUUGAGUUUUUCGGAGGUUCUGCUAAAACUCGACAAAACGUAACUCCGACAGUGAUGAAUAGUCAAAAUUACCGAGUUGUCGAAGUGAUAGGUAUAAACAGUACUGGACAAUGCAUUCUAAUCUACCAACCGAAUAUGGGAAAGGGAGUGCCACUGAAUACCAAAGGGCUCAGUGAUUCUUCUCAGGUAGCGGGAGCUGACUGUGAAACCACAGAUGUUGGCGGUCCUCCUCCCGCAUGCCCAGGCGAUCCGCUUGCAUUCUACACUUUGGAUACAUUGCCCCAGAGAUACUGGAAGAAAUAUCAGUUUGUUUCAAAAUUUGUCCAAAUGGUUCGUGCUCAUACUCCUAAAGUGACAUUUUACACUGAUAAAGCCAAAUGUAUGCUUAUGGAAAAUGGUCCACCGGGAGAUUUUGUUACUGAAUUCCAUAAUAAUGGUACACGUGUCCUAUGUGCUUCUGAUGGAUCAAUACGCAUUACUCAGACAAUAGAUCAGGAUGCGUCAGAAAAAAUAAGGGACAGUACACCGACAACAAUCACACUUGAUUCGAAUCGAAGUCUUUCAACUCUUUCUCCAGAAACAAGGAAACUUUUAGACUAUACAUAUGCAUGCCGGGAUCAUUGUCAGAAAUGUGAACAGCUACUAACCGGAUUAAUUUCAGAGGACAUUCAGGUAUCAGAAUCAUCUUGUUCCUUGUUUCCAGUUAUCCUGGGACGACGUCCUAGAGUAGGCAUAAGUUCAAUCCCUUUAUCAAAAAUAGAUUCAGGAACGAUUUCACUGCCAAAUGUGAUAACUUGCGGAUCAGUGGGUCAAAUCUCACUGUCCUCUCAACUCUACAAUUUAGUAUCCGAUUGUUUUGAAACUAAGCAUAAAACUUCCCUAUCAGAAGACCAGAAACACAGUGAUUCUCCUCCUACUAACUCAGUAUUUGUUCCGAAUGUAGGUUGGGCAAAUCAGUUCACUGAUGACAAACUUCAAGUACAAUUUAAUGAUGGAGCUAAACUCUUAUUAAUUUAUGACCGAACUUUAGUCCAUUCCAUUCAUUUCACUCCACCUCCCGGAUCUGACCAUCAAUCACAAAAAGAAAAGGUGUACAGUACUUCUGAUGCUCUUCCGGAACAUGUUUAUCGAAGGUUAGAAGUGAUGCCAACUGUUAUCAGACGACUUCGUUCAAUCAAUAACCAAAUGGUUUGUUGAAAUUGUAAAAAUAAAUAUCCCCCCUUGUGACUUAGCACUCAAUAUGGCUGUGAAAUUUCUGUUUUAUAUCUUCUCGGUGUACUGAUGUAUCUAUCUUCCUUCCUAGUAUUACUACUUUACGUUCCCAUUUAUUCUUUUAUCCGGUAAUUUUAGAAGCUAAUUCGUAUAGCUUGUCGAAAUUUUGGUUUCCUUUCUUCGCGUAAGCCAGUUUCCUCUUCAAUUUAUUUUUAUGUACACUUUUUUAGUUUUCCUACUCUGUCAUUUCAAAUGUUCGUCGGAAAGCGCCUGUUCUAAAAUAAUGUUGUAGAUCCUAACGACAUAUAUGUAAAUAAAUUCGGCUCAAUGAUUACUCUUGAUAUUCAUGACUCAUGCCUGUGAACUUCAUUUCACCAGUCUGUUUGAGUACGCAUGUGUCUUUGUGCAUGGAUUUAGUCCAUCUUUUAAUCCUUAAAAAUUAUUAUUCGGUUAACUUUAUUAUUACUGAUUGUUCGAUGAGAGGUUAUUGUACAAAAUGGAUUUUAUUGUACUCAAUUAUGCAUAUUUGAGAAUUUUACCAAAUGAGCUUUCUAACAUAAUUUUUAAAUUAUGGCAAAGUAGGAAAUUUUGUGAUUGCUUACGCUAAUUUCUGAUUGCUUUUUGUGUAUAAAAUUUUUUUUGUUUUUGAUUAUCAUUUUAAUAAAUAACAGAUUGUUAUGUUG